GACUGUUUUUAUGGCUGGACCAGUGCACCUUGAACCUGUCGGAGGAGCUCCCCAUGUCUCUUCUGUCCUUGUUCUCACUUUAUAAUUCAUAAAAAACAUUUAAAAACAUUUAAAAACAUGUCGACUUUUAAACAUGUACUCAGACACGCGCUGCCGCUCGUCAGGCGGUCGUCGCGAGGCAACUGCGCAGAAAAACGACUCAGUUUGUCGUUAAACUUCGGGAUAGUUCGUCUUACCUCGAGUGUCAUAAAUCAAAACAAGCCGAGCUCCAGGUGUUACACGAGCUCGACCACACCGGUCCGGAUCGGCUGUGCAUCCGGGUUCUGGGGGGACACAGCCACCUCAGUGCCUCAGCUGGUCUACAGUGGGAAUCUGGACUUCCUGGUCUUUGACUACCUCAGUGAGAUCACCAUGUCUCUGCUCACCGCCGCCAAGACCAAGACGCCCACGAUGGGUUACGCUCCAGACUUCGUCCAGGUCGCUCUUGCUCCGUUCAUCAACGACAUCCACAGAAAAGGUAUCCGUGUGGUCAGUAACGCCGGAGGUGUGAACCCGCUGGCGUGCGCAGAGGCCAUACAGGAAGUCAUUAAAAAGGCUGGCUUGGACCUUAAGGUUGCCGUGGUGACAGGCGAUGACCUCAUGCUUCAUAGGAGCAGUCUCUCUGAAGUAAAGAUGGUGGAUGACAGCAGCAGACAGUCGUUACCUAAAUCCCUCCACAGCAUGAACGCUUACCUCGGUGCUGAACCAAUCCGGCGCUGCCUGGACCUGGGCGCUCACAUCGUGGUCACAGGUCGUUGUGUGGACAGCGCCGUGGCUCUGGGGCCGCUCAUGCACGCUUUUGGAUGGAAGAGGGACGAGUACGACCUGCUGGCUGCUGGAAGUCUUGCAGGUCACCUGAUCGAGUGUGGAGCUCAGAGUACAGGUGGUAUCUUCACAGACUGGCACAGAGUCCCUGACUGGGACAACAUGGGUUUCCCCGUGGUCGAGUGCUCCAGCGAUGGCUCCUUCGUUCUCUCCAAACCGCCAAAGACCGGCGGCCUGGUCUCUUUCGGCACGGUGGCUGAACAGCUGGUCUACGAGAUCGGAGACCCCCGAAGAUACCUGCUGCCCGACGUGGUCUGUGACUUCAGCAGGGUCGGACUGAAGAGAGUACCAGGUGUGGACGGCGGCGCUGUGAGGGUGACGGGAGCCAGAGGCUUCGCUCCGUCACACGACUACAAGGUGUGUGCUACCUACAUGGACGGUUUCAGGGCAACGGCGGUGUGUCCGGUCGGAGGGCCAAGGGCGACGGAAAAGGCCCGCCGCGUCGCAGACAGCAUCAUCAAACGGACGAAGAGAAUCUUUAAACAACUCGCUUUGGAAGAUUUCAGCUCUGUCAACAUCCAGGUGCUCGGAGCUGAGGACACGUACGGAGAAAACGCUCGCACCAAGGGCAGCAGAGAGGCCGUGAUCUGGAUGGCCGUCCAUCACAAACAGAAGAAAGCUCUGGAAGUGUUCGCACGAGAAGUCGCUCCUGCAGGGACGGGCAUGGCUCCUGGACUGACCGGCAUCGUGGGUGGACGUCCCCGAGUGUCUCCUGUCCUCAAGCCCUUCUUCUUCUUGCAUCCUAAAUCUCAGCUGAAGGUAGAUGUUCAUGUCGAUGGAGAGCUGGUGGAGUCUCUCACAGAGGCGGAGCCUGACACACAUGAGCAGGAGGCCCCUCCCAGCUCGGAGGAGGAGCUACCUGAUGAAGAGCUGCCCAGUGGACCACACAGCUACAGACUGGAGGAGCUGGCCUACACCCGGAGCGGGGACAAAGGAGACUCUGCAAACAUCGGAGUGAUCGCUCGCCAUCCCCUCUUCUACUCUUACCUGAAGAAACACCUGACUUCUUCUGUGGUGGAGGAAUACUUCUCACACCUCAUCCAGCCUGGCGUGAAGAACGCUGUCACACGAUACACUCUUCCGGGGAUCCACGCUCUAAACUUUGUCCUGAAGAAUUCUCUUGGAGGAGGAGGGGUGGCCUCUCUACGCAGUGACCCGCAGGGUAAAGCUUACGGACAGAUGCUGCUGGACCUGAAGCUGAGGGGACUGCCCGACCUCAAAUCACUGGUGGACUGAGAGGGGGGGGAGAGAGA
This is a messenger RNA of Labrus mixtus (cuckoo wrasse), 2117 nucleotides long. It is a transcript of the gene lratb.1, whose product is annotated as lecithin retinol acyltransferase b, tandem duplicate 1. The coding region runs from base 118 to 2100 and encodes 660 amino acids. NCBI's taxonomy places the organism in Eukaryota, Metazoa, Chordata, Actinopteri, Labriformes, Labridae. The transcript has 20 exons. The record is from RefSeq and is a predicted model, not a curated record.